AUGGCCGCCGAAUAUGCCACGACAAGGCGCCAAAAGAAGCGCCUCAUAGUUUGCUGCGACGGAACCUGGAUGAACAGCGACUACGGAUUCUCAAAAUCGAGCCCCUUUUCUAAAAAGGGAACCUUGCAGGUGCCCUCCAAUGUCACGCGUAUAUCGCGAUGUUUCAAGCGCCGCUGCGCAGACGGCACCCUGCAAAUUAUUUCCUAUGAGUCGGGAGUCGGCAGUGGCAGCAAUACGCUUGAUAGCAUCACCGGCGGAGCGUUUGGGACUGGCCUUGCCGAGCGUGUCCGCGAGGUGUACGCGUAUUUGUGCGCCAACUACAUGGAUGGCGAUGAGAUAUUUCUAGUCGGCUUCUCAAGGGGCGCCUUCACCGCGAGAUCUGUCUCUGGCAUGAUUGCAAAUUUGGGCCUGUUGACCAGAGAGGGCGUCGAGCACUUCUACCCUAUUUUCAAGGACAUGCAAAACUGGGAGAACGAGGACUAUGUCGACCCCUUUCCCAGUGUGCCGUUCCGAGACAAACCCAAAGGUGCCCACGCUGACGUCGAGUAUCGAGCUCGGCUUGAGAAGAUGGGGUACACUCGCGUCUAUCAAAAGAACAACAACCUCAUCAAAGUCAAGGGCGCACUGGCACUUGACGAGACUCGUACACCCUUCAGUCCUGCAGUUUGGGAGCGUCCUCGGCGUGAGGGACUACGCACGGUAGAUUUGCGGCAGGUGUGGUUUCCUGGGAACCAUGGAAACUGCGGUGGUGGAUGGGACGACCAGGGCAUCGCUAAUGCUACAUUAGCCUGGAUGAUGGAUCAAAUGACCAGCAUCGGCGUCGAGUUUGACACGCCAUCACUAAAACGAGUAGUUGAGCAAACGUCUGAUUUCUAUGAGUCGCCCGAGGCACACAACCAGAAGAAAGACCGGAGCAAGCUCAAGCAAUGGGCCGUUGAUCCAAUUUACGACAGCAACAAGCCGCUCAGGCCGUGGGCUCUGGGGUCCAUCCAAAAAGUGGGUGGUGUUUUUUACGCCCUAUCCGGAGAUACGAUUAGAACUCCAGGCAUGUACAAGCAAGUUGAUCCAAAAACAUCGGCAUGCCGAGAAAGUUACCUGCAGGAUACAAACGAGAAAGUACACAGCUCUGUGCGAGUGCGGCUAGCAUGCGAAGGUUUGGGUCUCAAUGACGAAUCCGUAUGGACAUGCCAGGCCCUUUCGGACUGGAAGCUGAAGCGGGCCAUCUUUGAAUAUGAUGAAGAGGUUCAUCACUACAAACCAUAUGAUCGGUACCGCGACCGGCCGUCUCGUGAAGGCUGGAUCUGGAAAUAUGUUGGCAGUGAGAAGAACGCACCAGGCCAAAGAAUUAUGCCCGAAGAGCCUCUGGGCCCGUAUGAGCGAUAUGUAUUGGAAUUAUCGGGUGGAAGCCCAAAUGUGUACGAUUAUGCCGAUAGAAGAGCAAACAGGAGCAAGAGAAGGAGCAGAUCUGAGCGAUCACGGAAGACGUUAAGGGGGGCGUCGCAUACUUACUAA
Molecule: messenger RNA, 1512 nt
Organism: Metarhizium brunneum ARSEF 3297
Lineage: Eukaryota; Fungi; Ascomycota; Sordariomycetes; Hypocreales; Clavicipitaceae
Source: RefSeq, a predicted model, not a curated record